UGUGUUCUUUAUUUCCAAUUCAAUCAACUGUAGGGAAAAACUAAUAACUUGCGCUCGGUCGCUUUAUCGUCAGUCUUCGAUUGGUUUUCAUCCCAAAAGGUAACCGGUUACAGUAUACUUGGUUUUAAGUAACUUGACCACAGUUUUUCUCCCGGUCGCGGCUUCAGUGGAUCCAAUGAGGUGACGCCGCGUUCCGGGCCCGACAACUGAGAACAAGCCGGUGAUAAGGGGAACCAAAACUACCGAGUGUGACAACAAAGAAGCUCUGAAUAAAGAUACCAACCGAGAAACUAACCUCAGAACCCGCCUGGAAAAGCACACUCGUGAUGGAGGGUAGAAAGCUGGUGCCGGCUGCUCUCUUCUGUCUUGUUCUGGCAAUGUUCCCUUCUCACAUAGUGACCGUGGCUGUCAUGUCAGUUGACCUGGGCAGCGAGUGGAUGAAAAUAGCAAUAGUUAAACCUGGCGUGCCAAUGGAGAUUGUUCUAAACAAGGAGUCGAGGAGGAAAACACCCACAGUUGUAUGUCUCAAGGAGAACGAGAGACUUUUUGGAGACAGUGCAAUGGGAGUAUCCGUCAAGAACCCCAAAAGUGUUUAUAGACAUCUCCAAAGUCUCCUGGGUAAAAAGCAUGAGAACCUCCAGGUGGCACUCUACCAGAAACGUUUUCCUGAACACCAUCUGCAGGAGGACCCAGUGAGAGGCACUGUCCACUUUAAAAACUCAGAAGAAAUGCAGUACACACCAGAGGAGCUCUUGGGGAUGGUCCUUAAUUACUCUCGUGGACUGGCUCAGGACUUUGCAGAACAGACAAUCAAAGAUGCAGUGAUCACUGUCCCAGCCUUCUUCAACCAGGCAGAGCGCAGGUCAGUCCUGCAUGCUGCACACAUUGCAGGUCUAAAGGUCCUUCAGCUCAUCAAUGACAACACGGCUGUGGCCUUAAACUAUGGGGUCUUCAGGAGGAAAGAUAUUGACAGCACAGCUAAGCAUGUGAUGUUUUAUGAUAUGGGCUCUGGCAGCACCACUGCCACAAUCGUUACCUAUCAGACUGUCAAAACCAAGGAGUCCGGGACUCAGCCCCAGUUACAGAUCCGAGGUGUUGGGUUUGAUCGGGGUUUGGGGGGCUUUGAGAUGGACCUGCGACUUCGUGACCACCUGGCCAGACUGUUCAAUGAGCAAAAGAAGAGCAAGAAAGAUGUGCGGGAAAAUCACCGGGCUAUGGCCAAGCUUCUCAAAGAAGCUCAGAGGCUCAAGACUGUGCUGAGUGCAAAUGUAGACUUCAUGGCCCAGGUGGAAGGUUUAAUGGAUGACAUUGACUUCAAAGCUAAGGUGACCAGGAGUGAGUUUGAAGAACUGUGUGCUGAUCUGUUUGAAAGAGUGCCUCGGCCAGUGCAGGAUGCCCUGACUGCUGCAGAGAUGAAACUGGAGGAUAUUGAGCAGGUGAUUUUAGUAGGAGGCUCCACUCGUGUGCCAAAGGUCCAGGAAGUGCUCCUUAAAGCUGUGGGCAAAGAGGAACUGGGGAAGAACAUCAAUGCAGAUGAGGCAGCAGCCAUGGGUGCAGUGUACCAGGCCGCUGCCCUGAGCAAGGCUUUUAAGGUCAAACCUUUCUUGGUUCGAGAUGCAGCUGUUUUCCCCAUUCAGGUGGAGUUUACCCGGGAGGUGGAGGAGGAGGAAGGUGUCAAAACCUUGAAACAUAACAAACGCAUCCUGUUCCAGAGGAUGGCAACCUACCCCCAGCGCAAGGUCAUUACAUUCAACCGUUACAACGAUGACUUUGUUUUCAACAUCAACUACGGUGACCUCAGCUUCCUCAGUCAGGAAGAACUCAGUGUGUUCGGCUCUCUGAACCUGACCACAGUCAAGCUGUCUGGAGUGGGGAGUAGUUUUCAGAAGCAUGCAGAUGCAGAGUCGAAAGGAAUUAAAGCCCACUUCAACAUGGAUGAAAGUGGAGUGCUCCUGCUAGACCGGGUGGAGUCUGUCUUUGAGACUGUGGUAGAGGAGAAAGAGGAGGAAUCAACAUUAACUAAACUCGGUAACACCAUUUCCACUUUGUUUGGAGGAGGAUCGUCAGAACCUGCUCCAAAUGUAACUGAACCUGUUCAGGAUGAGGAGGAAGUACCUCCAGAAUCUGGGAAGGACAGCAAGGAUGAGGACGGCAAGGAUGAGAAUCACAAAGACAAGGCUACCAAUGAGAAACCCAGUGAUUCAGAGAAAAAUUCAAGUGAAGACAAAAACCAAGAAAAAGCCAAAGAGGCAGGAAGCACGACCGAGGCCAAGGAGGAAAAAGACGGAGACAAAUCUGUAAACACUGAUGUGGAGAAGAAGUCCAGACCUCAGAAAAAGAGCAAAAUCUCUGAAGAAAUCACACUGGAACUCCUUAUCCAUGACAUUGUUGAUCCCACGGCCGAUGACCUGACAUCCUCUAAGAAAAAACUGCAGGAUUUGACAGACCGAGAUCUGGCCAAACAGGAACGAGAGAAAACACUCAACAGCUUGGAAGCUUUUAUAUUUGAGACACAGGACAAGCUGUACCAGGAGGAUUACCAGCAGGUGGUAACCGAGGAGGAGCAGGAACAGAUCUCAGCCAAGCUGAAAGAGGUGUCUGAGUGGAUGGAUGAGGAUGGCUAUGCUGCCACCACCAAACAGCUGAGAGAAAAACUCUUUCAGCUGAAGAGCCUGUGCAAGGACAUGUUUUUCAGGGUUGACGAACGACACAAGUGGCCGGAGCACCUGGCCCGCCUGGAAAGCCUGCUCAAUAGCUCCAGUUUCUUCUUAAAGAGUGCGAGGCUGAUCCCAGAAGAUGAUCAGAUCUUUACUGACGUCGAGCUAAACAUGCUAGAAAAAGUCAUCAAUGAAACAAUGGUGUGGAAGAACGAGACGACAGCAGAGCAGGAGAAACGCUCUCCAAAAGAGCGACCGGUCUUGUUGUCCAAAGACAUAGAGUCCAAACGGACUCUUCUUGAGCGAGAGGUCAAUUACUUGUUUAACAAGGCCAAGUUUGCCAAGCCUAAACCCAAAGCCAAAAACAGUACAAGCACAGAUAAAAGCAGCAAGGCUAACAGCACAGCUGAAGAAAAUGUCAGCCCUCCUAUAGAGGAAAGCACAGACACCAAGAGUGAUACAGGAAGUUCAGAAGAGAUACCAUCUGAUGAAACCCCAUCCACUGAGAGUACUCUCGACAGCCAAUCACAACCUAAAGAAGAAUCCGCAACUACAGGAAAACUGGAGAGAACCCAACCUGAAAACCACAUAGAGGAUGAAUUAUAACAGCUGGAACUGUAGAAGAAAAAAUAUUUAUUGACAGUGUCUAAAUGUUCAGCUUCUCUCUCAGACUGUUUUUUUUUUUUUUUUUUGUCUCGUUGACUCAUUUGUUGAACCUCUGGACACACGGUGAAUAGGAACUGGACAUUUUUCUGCUCCUUGUCUCCACUUGAGUGUUUCAUCUUCAUGGAUUCUAUAAAUGAGAAGUAGUUUCACAUGAAUCAAGCCCCAGACUGCAUUCUUCCUGACAAAAUGCCUUUUCAUAUCCACCACCAUUAUCUUAUCAAUGCUAAUCCAGAGGGAGCUGUUUGGCUAGUUUACAAUGUCUUUAAUAACAAUAUUUGAUGUUUUAAGUUGGUGGAUAUACAAACCAAGUUAGUGCAGCACUUAACAGUUUUGGUUACAGUCACAGCGGAUACAGUGUUCUUGUUUUUGCACCAACCCAUAAUUCCUUUGGCCCUUUAAAUUGCUGUCAAAAGUGUCAUCUAGUAUAUUAAGCAUAUGUAAAACUAUAAGAAUGAAAAAUGUGUUAAUUUAUUGAAAAUUUAACUACAAAUAAUGUAGAGGAAGCCCCUAUGUUUUUCAGCUAAAAUUCUGAAUCCAAUGUUAUCAGAAACAUCCAGUGUAAUGUUCAGAGGGUGGGAUCCUGCCCUUCAGGGACAACUUGCUUAUAUUUCUUUUUUUUUUUUUCUUUUUUUUUAAACAUUUUUCCUAAAAUUCUGCUACUCAAUGGACAUUUUAUUUAUUGGUAAAUGUUCCAACAUUAACAUGUUAUCCACCAGCAGCACUUACAGAUAUUCACAUGGUAGUGUCCUUUAUGUGGCCCUUAGUUUUGAUAGUUGACUUCCCCCGUGUGUGCAGACAAAACAAGAUAAAUACUGAGCUCCCAAAUGGUGAUGAUUUAACAGUUCAACAGUGAGUUCACGCAUCUGCCUCCUGCUGUCGUGAUAUGGCUGGAUUUCAAAGACGUUUUCUACUGAUGCUAAUAAAGCUUUUGACAAGUGCUUCAAUGUUGUUUUAUGAUGCCAGUCACACUGAGUGCUUUCAGAGUCUUCAUAUAAGCUGCUAGUAGAAGUGUUUAGCUUUUUGUUUACUGGGACAUAACAGUGUGGUGCACAUGUUUGCACCAUUUUUCCUGUUAGAACACGGGAGUAAGGGGUUUGGGUCUGCUAUAUCCUUCUCUGUACUCUGAAUAAUGCAAAAGAAAUCAGGGUGGAACCAAGAAUAAAAUUUGGAAUGGGAGAUGGAAACGAUUCCUGUAUUCCUAAACUGUUAAUAAAAAUAUUUUUGUUUGUAAUUUUAA
Messenger RNA from Haplochromis burtoni (Burton's mouthbrooder), 4560 nucleotides. RefSeq names its product hypoxia up-regulated 1 (gene hyou1). The coding region runs from base 327 to 3263 and encodes 978 amino acids. The transcript has 24 exons. The record is from RefSeq and is a predicted model, not a curated record. Gene Ontology annotation, molecular function: ATP-dependent protein folding chaperone; ATP binding. Gene Ontology annotation, cellular component: endoplasmic reticulum chaperone complex. Gene Ontology annotation, biological process: negative regulation of hypoxia-induced intrinsic apoptotic signaling pathway; endoplasmic reticulum unfolded protein response; cellular response to hypoxia. NCBI's taxonomy places the organism in Eukaryota, Metazoa, Chordata, Actinopteri, Cichliformes, Cichlidae.